This is a messenger RNA of Exophiala oligosperma, 1270 nucleotides long. RefSeq lists its product as uncharacterized. The record is from RefSeq and is a predicted model, not a curated record. The transcript has 2 exons. Bases 601 to 906 code for a protein of 101 amino acids. NCBI's taxonomy places the organism in Eukaryota, Fungi, Ascomycota, Eurotiomycetes, Chaetothyriales, Herpotrichiellaceae.
GGAGCACUCACAAUGCACUGUCACAUUGGGUGCGAACACCAACCUGGGACGGGACACCCACGAGCCUAAAGAAUGACCGGUUGCAGUAGGUCGCUAAGCGGCAUCGCUAGGCAGUAGACUGUCGAGUCGUCUCAACCUUGGGCUCUUCGACUCGACUGUCGAUGCUGUCAGCCGAGCUAUGGCAUUGGAGGGCAGAAUAACCUUUGCUAGAACCCUUGAUGCUCGACAGCCACUGGGAUGCUUCGUCGACGCAUGCUGUGCCCUUUGAUGAGGCUCAAAUCAAUGCCCGAGGUCUUACGGAGUACGAGUACAAAGUAACAAUGUUGGCAAAGCCACGGAAAGGGUUGCCAGGAUGUGCGCGCAUCCAGCCGGCGAGCCGUUUUUGCCCACUGCCUACCCGGGUCUUCCCAGAGCCUAGGGGAGCUUGAAGAGCACCAUUUGUCCUCGAAGCAAACACAAGAGCCCUUCGCUAAUGGACUAUUCGCCGCGUGUUCGCAGGUGGGGAAGACGGUGGUGGGCAGCGUCCACACUUCUGUUUGUUCAAAUUUCCUAAUUUGAGGUCGACUCCGAGUCGAUCGUCUGCAACCUACCGUUGCCUACAUGUCGGGCCAUGCAUGGAUGACACUUUUUCGAGAACCUGGAGGCGCACAAGUACCAUGUUACAGAAUCCGUGGCCGAGAUAUAUAUGAUGGUAUGAUCCUUGCAGUAUGCUGCGACUGCCCACUCGAAGGCUGUCUGGUUAUAACUAUAUUACGGACUUCUGUUAUAACUACGGAGUACAACGAAUCUCCAAUUUCGUUCACGUACCGAGGUGCGUUCUGCUUAGCAGCCGCGUCUUCCGAAGCGCACUGCUCGAGACGGCUGUAUCUACCUACGGAGUACUGUAUCUCGAUUCCAGGCCUCUAGGCAUCACAAUCACAUUCAGCUUGCAAAAUUGUGACGACGAUGAUGCAUGGUUUGUGAUGUAACUACAUGGCGACUAUGAUGAAUAAUUCAAGCCAAUACGAAGUCAAGGCCACACACCCGCUCAUCGCCUCUUGCAUCAGACUCUCAGCAUGGAAGACCAGGGAUGCCCCGGAAAAUAUACGGCUGUCGGUGCGCAAUCUUACAUGGCCUGAAGAUGAUCUCGCUGUCCGUCCAAUAACAUGACUGUCCUACUAGUGGUUGUGGGAUCAGCCUGACGCAUUGGCUUUUUGCUUCUAUUUCCUCUGUAUUCUUGUCUGUUUGAAAGCAAGGUACUUUGGCAAAUGGACGCAGUGGCCACCGUGAC